Messenger RNA from Chanos chanos (milkfish), 5004 nucleotides. It is a transcript of the gene thsd7ab, whose product is annotated as thrombospondin, type I, domain containing 7Ab. Bases 1 to 5004 code for a protein of 1667 amino acids. The transcript is spliced from 30 exons. The record is from RefSeq and is a predicted model, not a curated record. NCBI's taxonomy places the organism in Eukaryota, Metazoa, Chordata, Actinopteri, Gonorynchiformes, Chanidae.
AUGGGGCUGGGAGCUAAGGGUGGAAGGACACUCAGUACUUGCAAAGGGACUGUCUGGUGUCUUUGGAAGCCAGUAUUGCUAUUAUGUGGACUCUGGACUGUUGAGGCUCAAACAGCAGGAGAAACCAAAUCAGUGUAUUUCUGGGAGACAGGGCCAUGGGGCAGGUGUAUGGGGAGUGAAUGUGGGCCAGGAGGAAGUCAAAGCAGAGCAGUAUGGUGUGCUCAUGUAGAGGGUUGGACCACCCUACAUACCAACUGCCUCCAGGCAGAGCGGCCUGCCAACCAGCAGAGCUGCUUUCGCGUCUGCGACUGGCACAAGGACCUAUAUGACUGGAAACUGGGUCCGUGGAACCAGUGUUUUCCAGUAUCUUAUAGGACUGGUGGGCGUGGGAGUGUGUGCACGCGGGGCGAGGAGGGUAUCCAGACGCGGGAGGUGAGCUGUGUGCUUAAGGCAGACGGUACGCCUGCUGACGACGCCAUCUGCGAAUACUUUGAGCCCAAACCUCGGCUGGAGCAGGCUUGUCUGAUCCCCUGCCCACAGGACUGUGUGGUGUCCCAGUUUUCUCCCUGGACUUCCUGUUCCAAGACCUGUGGCCUGGGCCUGCAGAAUCGCUUCCGCAGCGUCCUAGCACCUCCCAUGUUUGGAGGUUCGGCUUGUCCCAACUUGACCGAGUUCCAAACAUGUGCGCCCAGGCCAUGCGAGGGACGUGAGACCGUGUACAGCCUUCGAGUGGGAGCUUGGACCGGUUGCAACUCGCCCCCUGUCCGGACCACCAGACAGGCAAGGCGCAGGAAAGCCAAGGAUAGGAAGGGUAGCAUAAAAGACCCCGAGACACGUGAGCUCAUCAAGAACAAACGCACGCGGAACAGGUUGAACCGACAGGAGAGUAACUUCUGGGACAUCCAGCUGGGCUACCAGGCCCGGCAGGUGGUCUGCGUUCACAGAAAUGGAAGCUCUGUGGCACUGAGUAUGUGCCCUCACUGGACUUUGCCAGAAGUGUUCCAAUCAUGUCUGAUGCCCAAAGACUGUCUUGUCAGUGAAUGGGGGGAGUGGGGUCCGUGUUCUAAGAACUGCGUGGACCCGAGCCUCCCGAAGGGCAACCGCCUCCGGACUAGACAAGUUCAGCAGUUUGCAGUGGGUGGAGGAGCUGAAUGUCCUGAACUGGAAGAGAGUGAGUCCUGUGAUCCUCAAGGGGAUGAGGCUCCACCCUGUGCCAUUUACACGUGGAGGACCACGGAAUGGGGCGACUGCCGUGUGGAGCCGUUGUUAAGUCAACAGGACCGACGGCGCAGCAACCAGACUGGACUCUGUGGAGGUGGUCUGCAGAGCAGAGAAGUGUACUGUGUCCAGGCCAAUGCCGAACUUCUCUCCUACCUCAGCAAUAUCAAAAACAAAACAGAAGGACAGUCUCAGAGCAACCAGAAGCCAAGUGUCCCACCUUUUCUCUCUAUCACAUUUGAAAUUACAGCAUCACAACCAGUGGACAACCAGCUAUGUUUGGGUCCAGUGCCAAAUACGACUCAGCUGUGCCACAUUCCCUGUCCCAUUGAGUGUGAGCUCUCCCCCUGGGGUGCAUGGGGGCCUUGCACAUUUGAGAACUGUGAUGACCAAGUUGGCAAGAAAGGUUUCAAGUUUCGAAAACGGAAGAUCACUAACUACCCCACUGGCGGAGAAGGAAACUGCCCCCACUUGGUUGAGUCCAUGCCCUGUGAUGUCCCUGGCUGCUAUGACUGGCAACUGGUCCAGCUGGAGGAGUGUAUCCCUGAUGAUGACAUGGAGUGUGGACCAGGGACACAGAUUCCCCAAGUCCGCUGCGUCAACAGUGAUGGCAAAGAACUGGACAAAGAGCUGUGUAGUGAUGCCAUCUUCCCUGCUCCGAUUCCCUGUGACGUGCCCUGCCCUAAGGAUUGUGCUCUCAGUCCCUGGACCCCAUGGUCCUCCUGCUCCCAGACCUGCUCCAGCAAAACCGCAGAGGGCAAGCAGAUGAGAACGCGCUCCAUCCUGGCGUAUAACGCUGGAGAAGGAGGUGCUCCUUGUCCAAACACCACAGUUCUUCAGGAGGUGAGGAACUGUAAUGAGCAGACGUGUACAGUGUACCACUGGCAGACGGGCCCAUGGGGGCCUUGCAUGGAGGACAUCUCCGUUUCCGCCACCAACACCACCAUGAGCACCAGCUCAGACAGCGCUACCACCGUCAAAUCCUCCUGUGUCAUGGGCAUGCAGACACGCAAGGUCAUCUGUGUAAAGGUCAACGUGGGACAAGUGCCCCCAAAGAAAUGCCCAGACAGUCCACGGCCAGAGACGGUACGGUCUUGUGUCUUGCCGUGCAGGAGAGACUGCAUAGUCACGCCAUUCAGUGAAUGGACGGCGUGCCCACAGUCCUGUGAUACAGGUGCUAAUGCACAAAGGAGGAAGCAGUCUCGUUUUCGCGUCAUCAUCCAGCUGCCAGCCAAUGGGGGCCAGGAGUGUCCUGCAGUGCUGUAUGAGGAGAAAGACUGCGAGGCUCCAAUGAUCUGCCCUGGUUACAGGUGGAAGACCCAUAAGUGGAGGAAGUGUCAGUUGGUGCCUUGGACCAUUCGGCAGGACAGUGCUGGGGCACAGGAGAUGUGUGGACCAGGACUCCAGACCAGAGCCGUCUCAUGUCGGAAGCUGGACGGAACCGUGGCAGAUGUGAGCCAAUGUCUGAAGUUUGCCAACUCCAUGCCCCCCAUCAACCAGCCCUGCCAAUUACCAUGCAAGGAUGACUGCCAGCUUACCAAAUGGUCCAAGUUCUCUCCUUGCUCAUCUGACUGUGUUGGCGUGAGGACCCGAAAAAGGACUCUCAUAGGAAAGAGUAAGAAAAAUGAUAAAUGUAAGAACAGUCAGAUGUACCCACUCAGCGAGACCCAGUACUGCCCGUGUGACAAAUACAAUGCCCAGCCUGUGGGCAACUGGUCUGACUGCAUCCUGCCAGAAGGCCGUGUGGAGAGCAUUCUGGGCAUGAGGGUACAAGGGGAUAUAAAGGAAUGUGGGCAGGGAUACCGCUACCAGGCCAUGGUUUGCUACGACCAGAACAACCGCCUGGUGGAGACUUCCCGCUGCAACAGCCACGGAUACAUAGAGGAAGCCUGCAUCAUUCCCUGUCCUUCAGACUGUAAGCUCAGUGAAUGGUCCAACUGGUCACGCUGCAGCAAGUCCUGCGGCAGCGGGGUCAAAGUUCGAUCAAAGUGGCUCAGAGAGAAGCCUUACAACGGUGGACGACCCUGUCCCAAACUUGACCACAUCAACCAGGCACAGGUAUAUGAGGUGGUUCCCUGUGUAAGUGACUGCAGUCAGUAUGUGUGGGUGGCUGAGCCCUGGAGUGCCUGGAAAGUCAGCAGCGUCGACCUGAAGGAGAACUGUGGAGUUGGGGUCCAGACCAGGAAAGUCAGAUGUAUGCUUAACACAGUCGACGGCCCAACAGACGCAGUGGAGGACUAUCUGUGUGACCCAGAGGACAUGCCUUUAGGAGCGAGGGAGAGCCGAUUGCCCUGCCCUGAAGACUGUGUGCUGUCUGAUUGGAGCCCGUGGACUCCCUGCACCCUGCCGUGCACUGGAAGAGGCGAUCGAGAGAGGACAGCCUACGCCAUACGCCUGCCCGCGGGAGGAAAAGACUGUCCAAACAGCAUGCAGACAGAACCAUGCCUUUUAAACAGGAACUGCUUCCAUUACAGCUACAACAUCACAGACUGGAGCACAUGCCAGUUAAGUGCCAAUGCUGUGUGCGGUUAUGGUUUUAAGACCAGGAUGCUGGACUGUGUGCGGAGUGAUGGCAAGUCUGUUGAUCUCAAGUUCUGUGAGGAGUUGCGCCUGGAGAAGAAAUGGCAGAUGAACUCGUCCUGUAUGGUGGAGUGCCCAGUCAACUGUCAGCUCUCUGACUGGUCAUCGUGGUCAGAGUGCUCUCAAACGUGUGGCUUGGAAGGGAAAAUGUGGCGGAGGCGCACAGUGGUCCAGGCUCCUCAGGGGGAUGGCAGACCCUGCUCUCCACAGAUGGAGCAGUGGAAACCAUGCCCUGUCCGGCCAUGCUACAGAUGGCAGUACAGCCCCUGGUCAGAGUGUCGUGUUGAGGAGGUGGUGUGCGGUGAGGGCCUGCGUUUCCGGAACCUGACUUGCUUUGUGUCGGACGGCUCCAGAGAGGGCGAGAGCAGCCUAGUGGAAGAGGAGCUCUGCAGUGGCCUGGAGCAGGCUGUGGACGGAGACAAGGACAUUGUUCUGGAAGAGACCUGCACUCUACCUUGUCCAGGCGACUGUUAUCUGAUGGAGUGGUCGGACUGGAGCCCGUGUCAGAGCGUGUGUGUGAAAGCCGAGCGCCUGGACUUCGGCCCCGUGCAAGUCCGGUCUCGGGCGGUCGUUGCUCAAGAGCCAGAGAAUCUUGCCCAGUGUCCCGAACAGGAGUGGCAGACCCGAGCUUGCACCGAUGGGGACUGUUUCGAAUACAUGUGGAUGAGCAACUUCCAAUCGGGAUCGUCUCGCGUGGUUUGGUGUGAACGUUCUGAUGGAACGAAUGUCACAGGUGGAUGCCCACCCACCAGCCCCCCAGGGUUAGGAGGAUCAUGUGACCAACUCUGUGACAAACCAAAGUCGUUCUGUUCUGAGGACGGCCUGUGUAUGUGUGAGGAGGGAUACACACAAAUACUCUCAGCAGAGGGACUACUGGAGCAGUGUGCAGAGAUCCCUGUGCUAGAGAUCCCCACUGCUGGGGACAAGAAAGCUGAUGUAAAGACCAGUCGAGCCAUUGACCCCACCCUGUCGACCACCGCCCAACCAGGCUGGACCGGACGAGCCUGGUACCUUCAGCCCUUUGGACCUGAUGGCAAACUGAAGACGUGGGUGUAUGGUGUUGCUGCAGGAGUUUUAGUGCUCCUCAUUUUCAUAGUGUCAAUUAUCUACUUGGCAUGUAAAAAGCCAAAGAAACCCCAGAGAAGACAGAACAAUAACAGACUGAAACCUCUAACCCUGGCCUAUGAUGGGGAUGCUGACAUGUAG